AUGAUCCGGAAAGGGGUAUUUUGUUUCCAGGCCCAAUGUAUCGGUACCGGGUAUGGAAUUCGGGUGACGAGGGUUAAUGCGCGAGAGUGUGCCGCGCGUUACCGUGGUUUACCGCUCUUAUCCUCUGAUAGCCGCGCAUACCCGCAGUCGCAUGGCGUUCCACACAAGGCACCAAUUUUGUCUGCUCUAAACAUAAAAGAGCAAUACCGUCCCUCUGGCGAAAAAUCCGUUUUAGUAGUACUAACUUGUUCACUUCUAAUGGCACCUGUGGAAACAAACCAUCCUUCUGAAGGAGUUGUGCCUCGCGCAUACUCCUCCACCAUUCCUCUUGGAGAGUAUCUUUUUUUGCGUAUUGCACAGGCAAAUCCCCAGUUGAAGUCUAUCUUUGGAAUUCCUGGAGAUUUCAAUUUACGUCUUUUGGAGCAUUUGUACGCCCCUUCUGUUGCAGACGAAAAGAAUAUCGAGUUUAUUGGAAUUUGUAAUGAGCUCAAUGCCGCAUAUGCUGCUGAUGGUUAUGCUAAGGCCAUUAAAGGCUUGAGUGUCUUAAUUACUACUUAUGGUGUUGGUGAGCUUUCUGCGCUCAAUGGCAUUGCUGGUGCAUUUGCAGAGUUUGCUCCUGUUUUGCACAUCGUUGGAACAACAUCUACUAAACAAUCUGCCCAGGCUAAAUCUGCCCAACCUAAAGAUGUCAGAAAUAUUCAUCAUUUAGUCCAAAGCAAAAACGCCUUGGCUGCUCCAAAUCACGAUGUCUACAAAAGAGCUGCUGAAGACUUUUCGGUAGUUCAAGAAACUUUGGGCGUGGACGCCGAUGAAAACGUCAAGAAAAUUGACAAAGUCAUCACAACUAUCUUGAAGGAGAACAGACCUGGUUAUUUAUUCAUCUCGAGUGACCUUCCAGACACUCCUGUCCCCAGACAGGCUUUGGAAGCUCCAAUCAGUCUCAAUGAGAUGAAGAACAGCGAACUUUUGGAGGAUAUCGCCGCCACCAUUUUGAAUAAGUUGUACUGUUCGGAAAGACCUUCUAUUCUUGGAAGCCCUUUGGUUUCCCGGUUUAGAGCUCAAGAAAACUUUACUAAGUUUGUGGAGUCCAUGCCAACGAAUUUUGUCAAGUUAUUCUCUUCUGCGAUGGCCAGAAACGUAAAUGAGUCUUUGCCAAACUAUGUUGGCAUGUACCAGGGUUACUUGACCGUCGAUAAAAACAUUAUUAGCAGUUUGGAGGAAAAGACAGACUUCUUGUUAAACCUCGGUCACUUGAACAAUGAAAUUAACUCCGGAGGGUACUCCCAGAAGUUUGACAAAAUCGAAGACUAUGUCGAGGUUCAUCCAGAUUACAUAUACAUGGAUGGAACUUACACGCAUAUAAAGAACAUGGAAACUGGUGAAAGAGCUUUCUCGCUUGAUGAUUUGAUGGCCAAGCUUGCUGCGGACUUUGACAAAAAGAAGCUCGUUAAUAACGACGGAAAAGUCAACAACAUUGACUACAAAUAUGAGCCACCAAAGUUUGCAUUGAAUGACACAGUGGAUGAGAGAGUUAUCACCCAGAACAAGUUGACAGAUUUUUUCAACAACUACUUGCAACCAGAUGACAUUUUGAUUGCUGAAACAUGUAGUUUCCUUUUCGCCAUUGGUGACUUAUUGUUUCCUAAGGGGGUUGAGUUUUACUCGCAAUACUUUUACGGGUCAAUUGGUUAUGCUUUGCCAGCUACUUUGGGUGUCUGUCGCGCUGUGAAAGAUUUGGGUAGCAAGAGAAGAAUCAUUUUGAUUCAAGGAGAUGGCUCAGCGCAAAUGACGAUCCAAGAGUUGUCGUCAUAUUUGAGAUAUGACAUUGAAGCACCAAAGAUUUUCCUUUUGAACAACGAAGGGUACACGGUAGAGAGAAUCAUUUUGGGUCCUACUAGAUCCUACAAUGACAUUCAAGACACAUGGAGAUGGACGAACUUUUUCAAAAUCUUUGGCGAUGCGAAGGAAGAAAAGCACACGAGUAAAUUAGUACAAACUGCCCCGGAAUUGAAAGCAAUCAACAGAGAGAAAUCCGACAAGAUCGAAUUGUACGAACUUUGCUUGCCCAAGUUGGAUGUUCCAGAAAGAUUUAAGAAGAUGUUUCACUAG
Messenger RNA from Clavispora lusitaniae ATCC 42720, 2109 nucleotides. RefSeq names its product phenylpyruvate decarboxylase (gene ARO10). The record is from RefSeq and is a predicted model, not a curated record. Lineage: Eukaryota; Fungi; Ascomycota; Pichiomycetes; Serinales; Metschnikowiaceae. Gene Ontology annotation, cellular component: nucleus; cytosol. Gene Ontology annotation, molecular function: pyruvate decarboxylase activity; thiamine pyrophosphate binding.